Messenger RNA from Morus notabilis, 1495 nucleotides. Its product is annotated as receptor-like protein 51. Gene Ontology annotation, molecular function: protein binding. The record is from RefSeq and is a predicted model, not a curated record. The coding region runs from base 87 to 1439 and encodes 450 amino acids. NCBI's taxonomy places the organism in Eukaryota, Viridiplantae, Streptophyta, Magnoliopsida, Rosales, Moraceae. The transcript has a single exon.
CACUGUUUACUAAACACAGAGACUCCAAAGAAUUUUAACUUCAAAACCCACACUCUCUCUCCUCUCUUUCUCUCUCUAAGUCUGCAAUGGAAGAACCGCCAUUGCUGCUUACUUCCCUACUCCUCCUGCUCCUCAUCUUCUCCUCCACCUCCUUCUCAGCUUCUCCACCAGCUCCAUCCCCGACUUCCUCUCAUUCCCCAGUCCCACCGAAAAAUUCUUCUUCUUCCCCGCUCUCGCCAUCUGCUUCACCUUCACCUUCUUCUCCUUCUCCGUCGUCGUCGUCGUCGUCGACUCUGGACCCGAAGCAGCUCACGGCUCUGCAAUCCCUCAACAUUCCGACCUCCAGAGACCCCUGCACGCAGCCCUCCUUGGUCCGCAACAACAUCACGCUCUGCGACAACUCCAAGCCCUUCCGACACCUCCUCGCCCUCAAGCUCGCCAACUGCUCCGACGACGUCGCUCUGUCCUUCACCGCCCUCAAGUCCCUCUCCACCCUUCAGUCCCUCCAGUUCCUUAAGUGCCCCAUCGCUCCCAUUCGCUUCCCCGCCGAUCUCGCCGCCAAUCUCCGAUCCUUCACCGCCGUCGCCAGCCUCCGCCGCCUCACCGGCGUCUGGCUCGCCCGCCUCCAGAACCUCACCGAUCUCACCGUCUCCAACGUACAGGUCAAUGCCAGCGGCCCCUUCGUCAUCCUCGGCAACAUGAAAAAGCUCAGGUCCGUCACGAUCUCUUACGCCAAUCUCUCCGGGAGCUUCCCCAGGCACAUGAGCCCUAAUCUCACGUACGUCGAUUUCUCCGGGAAUCGCCUCAGAGGAAGGAUUCCGAGCUCGAUUAACCGCCUCGAGAAUAUCCAGACCUUGAAUCUCUCCGGCAACGCGCUGACCGGCGAGAUUCCGUCCACGAUCGGCGACCUAAUUUCACUCCGGAACGUCUCGCUCGCUUCGAAUUCGCUCUCCGGACCGGUUCCGGAGUCGUUCUCGGCGAUACCUCAUCUGGUCCACAUCGAUCUGAGCUCAAACCAGCUGAACGGGACGAUCCCGAGGUACUUCACCGGCAUGAAGACGCUCAAGUACCUGAACCUCGCGAACAACAAUUUCCGCGGAGUAAUGCCGUUCAACGCCUCGUUCAUCAGCAGAUUGGCCGUCUUCAAGGUCGGCGGCAACGAUUUCCUCUGCUACAACCGAUCGAAUCUCUCGUCGAAGAUGAAGCUUGGGAUUGCUCCGUGCGACAAGCACGGGUUUCCGAUGUCGCCGCCUCCGGCGAGGGACUCUUCGGAGGACGAUAGCAACGAUUCCGACUACGACGACACCGACACGGAGGAAUCCAACCACAAGGAUCACCACCACGGCCCAAACAAGGUUGUUCUCGGUGUCGCCAUUGGCUUAUCUUCAAUUGUUUUCCUCAUUAUUUUCUUGGUUCUUCUUUCCAAAUGCUGUCGCUGAAAGUAAGUUAAAAUUCAAUUAUUUCUCGCUUUUUUCCUCGGCUUAUAAUUUUUAGA